AGCAAUGGAGGCAUGCUCUGACUUUAGCCAGCAAGAACAGGCCUUGCCAGAGAAGCCCCAGAGAAGGAAAUGUUCAUGGUCCAUCCUGUCAGGCAUGAAGAGACUCUGUGUCUGUAACCAAUCUGACACCUCGAUGGCAGACAGGGAUGAGGAGAGAACAAUUUCCUCACAAAGAAGGUGGAGGCACUUGUCCCGGAAGAAGAUAGCAGCUGAGAACCAGGUGGAGUCAGAGGAGGUGAAGCUGCAGGAGGAUACAGGGAAAGUUGAACUGGAUCCUACAGACCCCCGGGGAGCAGCUUCCCUCAGCCCAGCUCCAAGCCCUGCUGAUGAGAGCCGUGAAGGUCUGACGACACCCACCCUGGAGCGAUUUCAAGCCGCCGAGGAAGAGCUGAGGACCAUCGUGUCUCUACGGAGACAAGAUGGAGAGAGUUGGAGACGUCGUGGGACGUAUCUUAAUCUGGCUGGACAACGUCUGUCAUCCCAGAGCCAGAAAAGCAGCACUGAGGGCCACGGCCUUGCUGGCUCGUUCCCACCCCAGGACGUGGUUCUGAGCUGUGUGGCACACACGCUGUCCUCGGACAGGUGGCUCUUUAGUGAGCAGGUGCAGUUCGGGUGUCUCUUGGAAGUAUCCAGGUUUCUGGCUCUCUAA
Mauremys reevesii (Reeves's turtle) is the source of this 649-nucleotide messenger RNA. RefSeq lists its product as uncharacterized. The record is from RefSeq and is a predicted model, not a curated record. The transcript is spliced from 4 exons. Bases 5 to 649 code for a protein of 214 amino acids. Lineage: Eukaryota; Metazoa; Chordata; Testudines; Geoemydidae.